Alnus glutinosa is the source of this 414-nucleotide messenger RNA. RefSeq lists its product as uncharacterized. Lineage: Eukaryota; Viridiplantae; Streptophyta; Magnoliopsida; Fagales; Betulaceae. The record is from RefSeq and is a predicted model, not a curated record. Bases 1 to 414 code for a protein of 137 amino acids. The transcript has a single exon.
AUGCAUCUGGCAAGCGUUAUAUCGGUGUUAGAGGAUCCGCACGGGAUUAAAGCCGUGAUCAAGAGCAGGAGGUUGAUAAAGGGCAAGAUGGGUGUUGCGGUGGCCAUCUUCUUCACGGUUGCUGCUUGUUUCGUAGGAGUUGAGCUGCUGUUUGAGAAUUUUGUUGUGGCGAGCAGUAGUGUGAGUGGACGGAAUAUGGGAAUUAGCAUCCCAGUCGGAAUUCUUUGCCUCUUCUUGCUAUGCACGGUGUUUCUCUUUGGUCUAGUUGUCCAGACUGUUGUCUACUUCGUCUGUAAAUCAUAUCACCAUGAGAAUAUCGACAAGUCCUCGUUGGCGGAUCAUCUGGAGGUUUAUCUUGGGGAGUAUGUUCCUCUCAAGGCCAGGGAUGUCCAAUUAGGUGAAGUUCAUGUCUAG